Messenger RNA from Mixia osmundae IAM 14324, 3942 nucleotides. RefSeq lists its product as uncharacterized. The record is from RefSeq and is a predicted model, not a curated record. Lineage: Eukaryota; Fungi; Basidiomycota; Mixiomycetes; Mixiales; Mixiaceae. Gene Ontology annotation, molecular function: guanyl-nucleotide exchange factor activity. The transcript is spliced from 7 exons. Gene Ontology annotation, cellular component: plasma membrane. The coding region runs from base 1 to 3942 and encodes 1313 amino acids. Gene Ontology annotation, biological process: Ras protein signal transduction; positive regulation of GTPase activity.
AUGGACUUCUUCAAGCGCAAGGGACGCCCUUCGACGCUCGUCGUGCCAUCUGCGGUCUCGACUUCAGCGAGCGUGCAGCUGCAAGAAGGCAAUGCUCGAGCAGACCUUGCGACCGCCCCCGGCACCAUGACGGCUUCGUCGAGUAGCUCGGAGUCCUUCAAGAGCAGCAAGGAAGCAGUCUCGAGCUCAUCCUCCGACGCCCAACACGGGCAGCAAUACUCGGAGCGCCGGCUUGUUCUACCGGACACUGUGAGUGCAAAGGAGGCGGACACCUUCAUGCCUGAUGAGCUUCUGCGAGCACUCGAUCGUGAUCCGAGCCUGUCGCCCAAACCGGCCUUGCUGGGCCAGUCUGCUGGUCUGGCCAAGUCGCUUGGCCCGCCUGUCAGCGGUCAAAGUCUCAACAGCGGCACGAUUGGCCUCAUGGACGACCAUGGACAAGCCGUGCAAGUAGCAUUCCCUACCAAUCAGACUACGCCGACCCGUUCGAAUGGCAGCAGACGGACCACAGGCAUCGGUCCGAGCCAUUCGGACGGAAUUGCAGCCGCAGAAUUGCCUACCCUACCUGCUAUGAGCCCAUUCGCAAUGACCGCGUCUCCGAGUUCAACUCCUUCGCCGCACCCAACUGGCGUGCUCGCAGCGCAGUCCACCUACCAUCCCAGCGCUGCAGAUUCGAGACAGAGCGCCAUCAAAUCUGUCCUACAGCAAUCCUUUGCCGCCGAUCCUAUCGCACCUACUGCUGUGACAGUUCCUGCGACCCUCCUGACGCCGGUAAAGACGACGUCGAGGCCGAUCACAGCAAGCUUGUCACCCUCCCAGCGGCUGCAUGCAGCCAUGUUCGGCGAGCCAGAGCUAGAUCCCGUCACCUCAGAGCCUCAUAGCUUAUUGCCAAAUGCACCUUCCACCUCGGAAGAAAGUCCGCACAGUCGCUCGACUUCGCUCGAAAUGACUUCUGCGAAAAAGUCGAUUUAUCCUACCGACUACACCGAUCGCAAAAGCAUGCCUGCUUUCAUUUCACAGGCACCGCAGUCUGUCGUGCAAAGUACGUCCGAGGACAUGCUCGAAACUUCUCUGCCGCGCGAGAAUCAUGUCGUCGACAUCAUGCAAGCGCGACAUCGAAGAUCAUCAGAGACGUUGACGAGAACAAAUCAAGAGGAAGAAUUAUCGCCUCUGGAAUCAGCUGAGGAGCGCGCGUUUCCAUCAGUCGGAGCUUCUCCGACGAGCCCAGGCUCAAGCUUCACUGAUCGGCUUCGAUCUCAUAGACUGCGUGCUGCUGGACCGGAUCUGUCGCUCAGACAGGAUGAGGAAGCUCCUUCGCCGCCACCGAAAUCGCCUCACAUGCUACCGCCCAUUCAUGAUGCUUCGACGAAACGAUCGACAGCCAAACCGGCGUCUAGCACGUCUCAGGUCUCCAGUCAGCAGCGCGCUAUGCUCGCUGCUCUCAUCACUUCUGAACAGCCUCAGCAAUCGUCGAUCGCCCCUCCCUUGACAGCGAGCACCGCGAGUCGUACCAGCAUGAGCAGCACAGAGCGCUCAAUUGCUGGCGAACACCACUGGCAAAGCACUUUAGAUCGCGAUCGACUCGGAUCGGAUACCCCGCAACGACGCUCACACGCCGACUUUGUGAUCGCCGUCAUUGGCGCUCGAGGCGUUGGCAAGACGACCAUAAUUCACAGAGGCUUGCGUAAACCACUGGGAACGGAGAUCAGAGGAGAGCCUGGCGGCAUCAUAUGCUAUUCCGCCGCUGUCAUCGCCGGCGGACAGAACAGGCUCAUCGAGGUCUACGAGUUGACUGACGAGCAUGUCUCUAUGAGCACAAGCGGUCUGUCUCUGCCCAAUGCUGUACCUCAAAUCGACGGUGCCAUGCUUUGUUAUGAUGCCUCGAAUCCCGGCGCACUGACGGGCUUGCGCGGACUGCUCAAUGCCUUCUGGCGCAGAGGAGGUGUCAAUCUCAUCGUACUCGCAUGUAAAUCCAGUCCUAUCGAAUCACAAAACGCAGUUUUGCCCAUGCGCGCUGCCGAAAUGUGUACAGUCUACGGUGCGGGCAUUGUUCAGCUGGACGGCGGUCUUGCGGAUCCGUCGAAGAAGACCCGAAACAGCUUUGGUUGGCUCAUACGCUCAAUUCUGGAGACUCGCGGACUGCAAGUCGGCGCAGAUAGCUCGUCUCGAGGCAGUAAAACUCUGAGCGCCCAAGCCGAGUCGCGCACUUGGACAGAGAUGGAACCACGCGACGUCCCCGAACAUUCUCGCCAUUCGUCGCCAGCGGCCUAUCUCCGUCGCCAAUCGGUCGACCGGCAGGGUCCGCCGCGCAACGAUCUAGGUCUAGGCACUGUACAGUCUGCUCCAGUCAAUGGUGAACCACAGGAUCGCACUACUUCCCUUGAGAGUCGGCUGUCCAUAUCGGAGGAUUCCCGUGAAGCAAGCACGCCGCGUUCUCGGCACAGUGUCGUUAGUGUGUCCUCAAAGUCAUCGGCUGGUGCUCCCAGCUCAGCCGGCUCAAUCCUCAUAGACCGACGGAGCUCAACGCAGGGCAAUUCGAUUUUAGGUGGUUAUUCCGGCAGGAGCGUAGCUGCGGACGUGUAUCAUUCCACCGACGAAGUCAUCGACAAAUUCCUCUUUGCAGCUGUCACUGGCAAUGAUGAGCAGCAGGUCGUCCUCUUCUUGAUCAUCUAUCGGCGCUUUGCUGCACCGGCCCACGUCCUCAAAAAGCUUAUUGAGCGAUACGAGUUCGUUUCGACGCGCCUGAAAAGCGAUCCUGUUCUUAGCCGAUACGCUCAUACCCGGCUGUGCAGCGUGCUCGCCGAUUGGCUCGAGUACUACCCUGGCGAUUUCACUUCUGUCCGCGUCCGCGCGCUGAUCAAGCCAUUUCUGGAAGGUCUGGUUUUGCAGGCGUACGUAAGCCGAUACGCAAUAGAGCUAUUGCCGAUGCUGCGUAAGCUUGAAGAUGCGGAUGACCUCGAUAAUUAUUGGGCCUGCCCAGACCCUUCCGUAGAGAGUCCUGUUCCAGAAGCCGUAGAGGCUAUCGCGCCGCCUCAGAUCCCAGCGAACGCAAGCAGCAUCGCGUCACGGCUCUCCGUCAGACCAUCAACCGAUACCUCUCGGAUCAUUCAUCAGAGCAGCAAUCUCCUGGCGACUGCGAUAUCACUUCUGAACGACACAGAGGAUGCAAUAGCCGAGCAGAUUUCUCGCCUUACCUGGCGAGCGUAUCUGGUCAUGUCUUCUCGUGACCUCAUUCGUUACAUACUUGCUCCACGCAACCCUACAGAUCCGAGCGGGUCCAGGCUGCGAGCAGCAAAUAAUCCAGUCACACGAGCGAUUUCAUGGGUCAAUCACUUGUCCAAUUGGGUGGCGUCGGUCAUACUGAUCCUUCCUCGCGCAAAGAUGAGGGCUCGGAUGAUGGAAAAGAUGAUUGGCGUCGCGGUCCGCCUGCGCGAGACUGACAAUUACGACGCCCUGAUGGGACUCCUGGCUGGGCUCAACUGUCAACCGCUCUAUCGUCUCGAAAAUACACUCGAUCUCAUCAAGGAUCGGCCUCUGUUCAAAAAGUUCAAGAGUCUCAACCGACUCAUGUCCUCAACGCGCUCUUUUAGCGCGUACCGCAUGGCUCUCUCGACAUCUCGACCCUUCGUCAUACCGUACAUAGGCUGUCAUCUACAAGAUCUCGCUCGGCUCGAUGAGGGCAAAAGCGACAUGCGCAGCGGGCUCAUUAACUGGACGAAAUUCCAGCAGAUGGCGAAAUCAGCUGCGACUGUAUUUGACUGCCACAAAUUUGCACCCGAGCUCGCAGUGGAUCAAGGCGUAACCAAUCGUGUUAUGAAUGACGCCAUAUUCGACCUUAAUGACAAUGCGCUCUAUGAGCUUAGCUAUCAAUAUCAGCCGAGAGCAACUAGCGCGUCUUCUGCACCCAGCGCGCUCCGACGGAUGUUUGACAACGUCCGCUCAUGA